Molecule: messenger RNA, 5202 nt
Organism: Hemiscyllium ocellatum (epaulette shark)
Lineage: Eukaryota; Metazoa; Chordata; Chondrichthyes; Orectolobiformes; Hemiscylliidae
Product: complement C4-like
Exons: 41
Coding region: 1-5109 (1702 amino acids)
Biological process (GO): complement activation
Cellular component (GO): extracellular region
Molecular function (GO): protein binding; endopeptidase inhibitor activity
Source: RefSeq, a predicted model, not a curated record
AUGAAGCCUCUGAAGAUCGUUGGACCUCGGACACGACUCUGGGUAACUCAUGCAGAGAUGUCCUGGAGCUAUCUGAUUACUGCCCCGAAUAUCAUUCACAUUGGGGUGGAAGAAACUAUCACUAUUCAACUACAUGAUGGCAAAGACACUGUUCACUUUCAAGUUUAUUGCUGGGACAUAAUCAGAAGGAAGAAAUGUUCAGAGACGGUAUUGUUUACACUAACUGCAGCAAACAAUUUCCAGGAGACAAAAACGAUCACGGUUUCCUCAAAGAAGGUAAAGGAGCUUUCUCUGUGGCGACGUCGGCGAAAGUAUAUUUACCUGGCCGCUGAGAGUCGGGAACUUCUCCAGCAGCGAAGGAUGGUCCCUAUCAAACUGUCUGACAAAAAGGGUUACAUUUUCAUUCAAACCGAUCAGCCAGUAUACACCCCCGGCCAAACUGUAAUGUACAGAAUUUUUACGCUGGAUCACUACAUGAGACCAGUAAAUGAUAAACUCAGGGUUUCUAUAUAUAACUCCCGCAACAUGCAACUCAUGGCCGCUAACUGGAUGUCAGAGAAAAUGAAAUUGCUCCGCACAAAAAUCCCUGAUAUUGAAGAGCCUGGAAAUUGGCGAAUAGAGGCAGAAUUUUUGGAUUCACCUCCGUCCAAAGUGUCAGCGCAAUUUGAAGUGAAGAAAUUCGUUCUCCCCAGGUUUGAUGUCAAGAUACAAGCAGAUCAAAUGUUCUACCUUGUGACCAAGGAGGAGUUCAAGUUCAAAAUAGUGGCAAUGCAUACAUUUGGGGAGGCUGUCGAGGGAAAGGCAUAUGUAAGAUUUGGAAUCCUUCAUGGAAGGAACAAGACGUACAUUGGAGGUCUUGAGCAAGAACUAACAAUGGUGAAGGGUGAGGUCGAGUCAUCUCUCAACACACAAAGACUAUUGGAAAAAUCCAACCUGCUGUCCAUUGAUGAGCUUGUGGGUUUGCAUCUCUAUAUGGCAGUGACUGCUGUGGAAUUAGUCAGUGGUGAAAUGGAGGAGGUGGAACUCAGCAGCAUAAAGUUUGUUUCUUCACCCUACGUCAUCGAUUUGUCAAAAAACAGGCGCUUCUUCUCUCCAAAGUCUUUUUUCACUGUCAUCGCAACCAUAACCUAUCCGGAUGGGACUCCAGCUGUCAAUGUGUCGGUAAAUAUUGAUGGAGACCAAUCAACAAACACCAAUGAGCAGGGCCUUGCUGUCUUUCAAAAGGAGACUCCAGCAGAUGCAAGUGUUCUGAGCAUCAAGGUGACGGCUGGUGAUAGGAAAUCUGGGACAGAAUCCCAAGAAACAAUGGUGACAGCAACUGUCUAUCAAUCUCCCAGCAAGAGUUUUCUUCAUAUAGAGGCACCUCACAAGGUGCAGAAGGCGGGUCAAUACAUGAUUAUCGAAUUGACAGCUAUCACAGAACUGGGCAGCAGAGACAUUGAUUACUUUUAUUACACAAUCUUAAGCAAAGGCAGGGUGAUUGCAUCUGAUAGGAUUCACAAGGCUGAUCCUACAAAGCUCCGCCUUCAAGUGGUACUUGACAUGGUACCCACAUUUCGCUUUCUUGCCUACUAUUACAUUUCCACUGGAGGAAGAAAGGAAAUUGUGGCAAACUCAGUGUGGAUUGAUGUGGAGGAUCAGUGUGAGGGGCAGAUAGAAAUAACGGAAAGCGAUGUUCCCUACGAACCAGGUGAUUCAUUUGACCUGCAAUUCUCGACCAACGAUGCAGCAAACGUGUCUUUUGUUGCUGUUGAUUCAUCAAUGUACAUCCUAAACAACAAGAAUAAACUCACAGUCCGGAAGGCAUUUGAAGCGAUGAACGCUUAUGACCUGGGAUGUUUCUAUGGAGGUGGAGUUAACAGCGUUGGUGUUUUCAAGGAUGCCGGACUGAGUUUUAUUUCUGAUGUGGGAGUAGCCUCUAUUAGACACGAGUACUCUUGCGGUAACGAGAUCAGGAGGAUGAGGAGGGAACUAAAUCUGCAACGGCAAUUUGCUGGAAAAUUAAACGAAUACCCAGAUCACAGACUGCGGAAAUGCUGCACAGACGGCAUCACUCAGAUCCUAAUGCAGCUUAGCUGUGAGAAGAGAGCAAUUCGAGUCAAGCAGGCAGAUUGUCAACAGGUUUUCAUGAGCUGCUGUAUCUAUGGAGUGGAACUGAGGAAGAAUCAGACGCUGAAGGCGAAUUCGAUAGCGCGAUCUGCUGUGACUUUAGAGGAAGAAUUUUUCGAUGAAACGUCCGUUUAUGUGCGUAGCGUAUUCCCACACAGCUGGCUAUGGCAAACAGUCGAGGUUUUCAAUGCAGGAGAUCACAAGUUAAGAAACUACAUUCCCGAUUCCAUAACUACUUGGGAAAUACAAGCAAUUGGCAUGUUUGCAAAUAAAGGAUUCUGCAUAGCUGAACCAAAGAAGAUGAAAGUGUUCAAACCAUUUUUUAUAUCCAUAAAGCUACCAUAUUCUGUCAAGAGGAAUGAGCAGUUGGAUGUGAGAGCAGUGUUGUACAAUUACCUGUCGGAGGAACUUGAGGUUUUCGUGUACAUGAGAGAAGCAGAGGGGCUGUGCAGUCCAGCUGUUUCAAGGAAUAAUGCAAGGAAAGUUCUGAUCAAAGCAAAUUCGGCCACCUCGGUUCACUUUGCUAUUGCUCCAUUGGUCGUUGGCAACAUGCCUAUCAAUGUUAUUGCUUUUAGCAAUACCAUGAUGUACGAGGAUGCUGUGUUAAAAUAUCUUAAAGUUGUGCCUGAAGGUGUACUUGUGUCAGAGGAAUCAAGCAUCCCCAUAAAUCCCAAAGUGAGAAGCAGCUAUGAAGUAUUGGAACCAGAGCCAUCUAACUUGGUACCGGACACCGAUAAUUAUAUGUACAUCCGAGCCACAGGGACAAUAAUGGGAGAUGCAGUGGAAAAUUCACUAAGUGCUGCUGGAAUUGACAAGCUGAUCAAAGUGCCAACUGGCUGUGCAGAGCAAACGGCAAUGCACAUGGCCCCUACAGUCUUUGUCGUCGAAUACCUCGACCAAAGCGACCAGUGGCUGUCACUUAAAGCUGAACGCAAGGAUGAAGCAAUCUUUCACAUUGAAACAGGGUAUAAUAGGAUUUUGGGAUAUAAGAAAGACGAUGGGUCCUAUGGAGCCUGGAAAACUCAUCCGAGCAGCACAUGGUUGACUGCGUUUGUUGUAAAAAUACUCUCAAUGGCACGAGAACAAAUUGUUGUCAAUGACAAAUUCAUCCAGGAAUCUGUGGCCUACCUCAUCUAUGAACAAAAAAUAUCUGGAGCAUUUGAAGAUCCCCAUCCAGUGAUAACCAGAAACAUACAGGGUGGAGUCAGUGGCACUGAAAUGGAUGUUUCCCUCACAGCGUUUGUGGCAAUAGCAUUGCAUCAUUCCUUGGCGGCUUUUCAACAGAAUAAUAUUGCAGUGAUUUCACGAGUGGAAAGAAGCAUUGAAAGUGCCGUUAAUUUUUUGCACACCAAGCUGCCGAAUAUUACCCAGCCUCACACCAUUGCCAUCACAGCGUACGCUCUUGCCCUCGUGAAGGCUGAUGUGGAUAAAGUCCUUGAAGCUGAAAGAAAAUUGAAAGCAAUUGCAUUCUAUGACGGUGAUUCUGAUGUUCGUUACUGGGAAGCUGACAAAACAUUGUUGGAGAGUGAGAACCUGUAUUCAGUUGAAACAGCACAGGCUUCAGCUAUAACCGUGGAAACCACUGCAUAUGCCUUACUUCAGGCAUUGUCAAGGAAUGACAUUGACUAUGCAGCACCAAUUGUGAGAUGGCUAACUCAGCAACAGAACUAUGGUGGUGGUUUUCAAUCGACACAGGACACUGUGAUUGCCUUGGAAGGUUUAUCACGAUAUCACAUUGCAUUUCUGGAGAGGGAAGAAGAAAUCAAUAUGCAAAUUCAAUUCAAUGUUUUUGGAAGCUCCAUGGAGAACACAAUUCAGUUACGCAGACGUAAUGCUCUGACUGAGAAAGAAUUGAAGUUUCCACUUGGAACCAAGAUGCGCAUUGAGUUGUCUGGUCAAGGGAAUGGAACACUGACUUUCCGAAAGCUGUACCAUAAACUGGAGGAGCCUCUCGGUGCUUGCAAAAAGGUUCACCUCUCUGUUACUAUCGAAGGAAAAGUGGAGUUUAAGAGACCAGAUGAUUACACUAAUUUUGAUGAGGAAUGUAUAGACGAUGACUCUCAACCGCUUGACUCACAGUUUGGCACCAUAGGUUGGCACGAUGUUCGUUCAAGAAGGAAAAGGGAUGUUCCAGAUACAGAAAAUCGUCAAACCAUUUACUAUAAAGUCUGUUACUGGCGAGAUAGAGACGAUGAGACUCAUUUCCAGUCUGGAAUGGCAAUUGUCGAUAUUUCACUCCUCAGUGGUUUGGAACCUGAGCUGGUGCAACUUGAUCAGCUGAAGAACGGAGUUGACAAAUACAUCGAUCACUAUGAUUAUAAAGAUGGAAGGGUCUUACUUUAUUUGGAGACGGUCCGCGAGGAGAAAGAAUGUGUUGUAUUUGCCACCAAACAAAUUGUUCCAAUGGGUUUAGUGCAGCCGGCAUCAGCAACUCUGUAUGAUUUCUAUAACCCAAGUAUAAAAUGCACUGUGGCAUACAAUGCACCUGAAAUGAAUGCUAUGAUCUCCAAGAUCUGCAACAGUGAAGUUUGCGUUUGUGCUGAAGGUUCCUGUCCUCAACUUAAACACGUCUUGUCCACUGAGGUGAGUGGAUCAGCUCGGGUAGAAUUCGCCUGCUACAGUCCAAUUGUGGAUUACGCUUAUCGAGUCAGAGUUGACAAUAUUACUACCACCGGGUAUUUUAAAAACUACCAGGCGACGAUUACUCGAAUUCUGAAAAUGGGCCAUAAGGAUGAAAGGGUUGAAGUAAAUGAUGUCCGACAUUUCCUGAAGCGGAAUUCCUGUCAGCUUCAGCUGAAGAAAGGUGAAGACUAUUUCAUCAUGGGCCAAGAUGGGAGAAGCACUGAUGGAAGUGGCAAGAUUCAGUAUUUAUUUGAUGCCAAAUCAUGGAUUGAGGAAAUUCCAUCAGCUGAUACCUGUGAGCUUCGGAAAUACCGCAGUGCCUGCAAAAGCCUGAACGAUUCCAUGAAUGACCUUUUAAAUCGUGGGUGCCAAAUGUAGCAUGUGCCCAAACAGAGCUUCGAGGCUGACAUAUUAAAUACAUACUCUUAAAAGUAAUACAUUAAUUGGUCUGUAUAAUAAAGUUAUGAAAAA